Molecule: messenger RNA, 711 nt
Organism: Colletotrichum aenigma
Lineage: Eukaryota; Fungi; Ascomycota; Sordariomycetes; Glomerellales; Glomerellaceae
Gene: ccdc25
Product: Coiled-coil domain-containing protein 25
Exons: 3
Coding region: 1-711 (236 amino acids)
Source: RefSeq, a predicted model, not a curated record
AUGGUCUACUACUUCACCUCCACGGUCGUCGACCCCUCCGCCUUCAUCUACGUCGGCAAGGACAAGUUUGAGAAUGAGGAGCUGAUCAAGUACGGCUGGGAGGAGGACGGUAACCACACCACACCUCAUCCCCUCCUCUCACCCUCAACUAACCACCAACAGUUCCACGUCGACAAGCUCUCCUCCGCACACAUCUACCUCCGCCUCCCGGACCCCUACCCCUCCGCCACCCCCGCCAUGACCUGGGACGCCAUCCCCGAGCCCCUCCUCACCGACCUCGCGCAGCUGACCAAGGCCAACUCCAUCGAGGGCAACAAGAAGGACAACAUCACCAUCAUCUACACGCCGUGGUCCAACCUCAAGAAGGACGGCUCCAUGGCCGUCGGGCAGGUCUCCUUCAAGGACCCGCGGAAGGUGAAGCGCGUCCUCGUCGCGCAGCGCGAGAAUCCCGUCGUCAACCGCCUCAACAAGACCAAGGUCGAGAAGAAGCCGGAUCUGCAGCAGGAGCGCGAGGAUCGGCUCAAGGAGCUGCGGAAGCGCGACCAGGCGGCGAGUCUUAUCAGGAAGAAGGAGGAGGCGAGGGUGAUGCAGGAGAGGAAGGAGAAGAAGUGGCAGAAGGACCAUGCGUAUGACGAUAUCUUCUCCGAGGAGAAUAUGGAGGGCUCGAGUAACCAGAAUCGUUCUGAGGAUUGGGAGGAUGAUUUCAUGUGA